Rotaria sordida is the source of this 2183-nucleotide messenger RNA. The record is from the annotation of a GenBank genome assembly. Lineage: Eukaryota; Metazoa; Rotifera; Eurotatoria; Philodinida; Philodinidae.
AUGCAGAAACGACCACCACUUCUACGACAACUACUACCACAGUUACGAGUACCACUUCCAGUACUACUAGCACAUCCACAACGACAACAGCAACGACAACGACAACUACAACGACAACAACCACAACCGGUAUAAAUAACUUAUCAAAGAAUUUUCUAGAUAAUGCAGAAAGCAAAUAUGAAAUCAUAAUUACAAUUUUUUGCCAAAAACUUCACUAAAUUGUUUUGCUAAACGUCACAGAAACAUAUUAAUGUGCAAAAAGCAAGUAUCCCAUGAACCUCGAAUUCUAAUUCUUCCCUCUCAAACCAUUGUUCUGUUUCUGCACGAGCGAAUCCUCCUAUCACUCAUUGAUGAGAUGAUUCACGAUAAUCAGUAGCAUGAAACCAUACUUCCUGAAUAUCGAAAAACCUGAAUAGAUUUUUUAUGGUUUUGAUAGCAGGUGAUGUUCAUUGGCUAUCAAUUCGUUUGACCUUAUACUACUAACUGAAUAAAUACAUAGAUUUUGGUUUGUAUAACUACAGAGAUGGAAAAGCCAAUAGCAAACCAAAAUGAUAUGAUAAAUAUUCCUUCGACCAAGGUUAGGAAUGGAACGAAAGAUUCCAAUUAAUUUUUCUACUCUAUACUUCAAUAGUCAUUAAUGAUCGUGCUUCACAAAAUUAUAUCUAUCUGUUUAAACUUAAGGAAGCCUUUUGUUGACCCAAAAUUGUCACUUUUUUCUUUUUUUGACUUUUUAAUGCUGGGUGUAUAAACUUAAAUGCCCUCUAUCUAAUGAGCACAUUUUAAGAAGGUAAAACCACCUUUCUUCAUGUAGGAACUCGAAAAUACCCAUUUUAUGCUAAAAAAAGUCAGAAACUGCAAUUUUUUGAUUUUGUCAAAAUCAGAUUUUCAAACAAAACCUUGAAGUUUUCCUCCUUUUUCUCCUACAUGAUACAAUCGAUUGGGCUCAAACUUUUAUUUUUAUCAGUACUUCGAUCAAAUCGGGGUGCGUGGUUUUUCCUCUUUUGAAAACAGUAUACCUUUGAGGUUCGACAGAUAUUACAAAUUUAUCACCAUUCGAAAAAAAUCUUUUCUUAAUGAUUUUUUGAUAGUGCCUCGAGUGUUUUGCUUCAUUUGAGCUUCAGGAUCAAUAUUUUUCAAAGAAAACAAACACUCAUCCAGAUUUGUUUCAAGUUGCCACACAAAAAAAUUUUAGCCCUAAAAAGCAUAGUGUGGAUAUUUGCGGAGAUGGGGAAACAUCAGGUCAUUUGUGAUUCUUCAUCUCUCAAGAUCUUCGAAAAGAAAGCUGUUGAGAACUUUGAGUCUAUGACAACUUUUAUUCUAUUCAGCGAGAUCUAUCUACCUUGAGAGUUUCAAAACUUUUCGUCCAGCCGUUCUCGAGAAACCUUGGAAGGGAAGGUCUCCUUAAGCUUUACAUUACUAGAGAAGUUCUACUGGAAAAAACAUUACUCACAACUGAUUUCCAAUUUAAAUAAUGUGGAAAAAAAUUAAAAAGACUGAUUAUCAAGUGAAUUUUCAGAAAACAACUAUUUACCGUCCGUUUUUUUCUUUUAUUUGAGCUCCACCAUCAACUGCUUGCGUUAAUACUAUCAACGCAAUCUUCUAUAACAAUCAAUUCCUCUAUUCACCUACUUCACGAAUCUAUGCAGCUGGCAUGUUAAAUAAUCAAUUUGGUAUAUAUAGAGCAUACGGUUAUGGAAAUGUCACUUCGACAACAAUUUGGACAGCAAGCCAAAGCUCAACAUCCCAAACAGCCUUUCUUGCGUUACAAACAGAUCGUAAUCUGGUUGUUUAUGCCACGGCUGGUGGUGUGCUGUGGGCAGCUAAUAUCCACAACGGUGGUGUUGGACGUCCAUUUUGCUUCCAGAUGCUAGAUUCAGGAAAUCUGAUAUGGACUGAUAAUUCUUCAACGAUCAUUUGGCAAACAAAUACUGUACAGAGUGGAUAACUUCUUCCUAUUCUAUCUUUCUACAAAAUGAAUCUAACGAACUGAAGACAAUCUUCGAUGCCAUUUUGCUGACACGCGAUGGAAAUAUAAGUUGUUCAUGUAAAGUUAGUAAACCUAAUUCUGUCGGAGAAAAGCACAUCUUUCAUAAAUCUUUUAUAACUCAAGUUUUCGACAUCGUACAAGACUGAAUUUUAAUUUCCAAAGUAGAGUAAGCAUUUCUCUAUCAAUUGAUAUGCGG